Rosa rugosa (rugosa rose) is the source of this 8302-nucleotide messenger RNA. Its product is annotated as ABC transporter C family member 8-like. Bases 4207 to 8091 code for a protein of 1294 amino acids. The record is from RefSeq and is a predicted model, not a curated record. Gene Ontology annotation, cellular component: vacuolar membrane; plant-type vacuole. The transcript is spliced from 19 exons. Gene Ontology annotation, biological process: transmembrane transport. NCBI's taxonomy places the organism in Eukaryota, Viridiplantae, Streptophyta, Magnoliopsida, Rosales, Rosaceae. Gene Ontology annotation, molecular function: ATP hydrolysis activity; ATP binding; ABC-type transporter activity.
UCUCCUCUCUCCCUCUCUCGGCCGCACGACCCCUUCUCUCUCUUGCACGUCGUUCUUCUGCUAGCGCCGGAAAAUGCUAGUUUCCGGCCACCACCUCUCGUCACCGCCACCACCAAUCGGUCCGACACCUAGUUUCGACGCAAGCCCAGGCCAAAUCGACGAGUUCUACCGAGCCUAGCCACCAUGCACAGCAACCACAGUCCCCGCGAUUUUGUCUCCUUCAAUUUCGGCGACUCCCUCAGCUCACCGCUGCCGCCAACGUGUUUGGAUCAAGCCAAGCCACAAAACCCAAAUGUUUCUCCUCCAAUCGACGCCGGAAAGCUGCUAUAUGCAUCACUGCCGGUGACUCCGAAUCUGCUUGUCCUCGUUCUCCAAUCUCCAGCCCAAAUUGAGCUGCACAACCACCAAAGUUGGAAUCAGAGCCUCCUCAUUCUUCAAAACCCUUUGGUCCCGACCUUUGCUUCGGCCAGAACCGUUGCACGCGCUGCCGCUGCCGUGUGGACCACCGUGGCUCCGCCACCGGAAUUCCAGGCCACCUUUAUUAGUUUUUGAUUAUGAGUUAUGAAGUUUUUGGAGAAAGGAAUGGGCAUUGGUUCAGUUUGAUGUAUAAUGAAGGAAGGAAGGAGUUCGAAUGGUUGUUGGUGGUGGAGGACUACACUUAUUUAGAAUUGGCCCUCUGUUUGAAGAUGAAGAAUUGGACUCGAGCGUGACUACUUGAGAUAGAACGAAAGCUCAAUAUCGAAAAUGAUUGAACGGAGAAAUUUCCGAGCUCUUGACUUGGGAUGGAUGAGUUGACGAUUAUUGCAUUUGAAUCACUUGUGCAGGUUAGAUUAGUCGUGGUCGGGCGUACAUGGAGUCGAGGCAUAGUCCACAACAUAGCUUCCGUGCAUUCAUUUUAUUUCUAUUUUCCUUAUUUAUCUGUUAUUAGAGCUGCUCUGAUAACCUGUGGGAUUCAUGUUAUCAAGUUAUCAAGUUGAUAGUUGUACUUUUUGAAAUGGAAGUUGAUGUUAUUUGGGGAGCAGGGCGGCUCCAGGAGAAUAAGGAUGGAUUGAUUUAGAAGUGUAAAAUUUUCCUACAUGUUUGGGUAGCCUACUUUUAGGGGAAGUUUUGCCAAAUUUUUGGUAGAAUUUCUUCUAAGGUGGGCCCCGCAGGGUCACUCCGGAUUUCGGGGUGAAAUCCGGGGCGGGUCCUGUCAUUACGGCUCCCAUGUUGUUCUUUGACUCAACCCCUGUUGGGCGGAUUCUUACACGAGCUUCAUCAGAUUUAAGUGUAUUGGAUUUUGACAUACUGUUCUCUAUUAUCUUUGCUUUGACCGCUGGUAUUGAUGUGCUCACAGUCAUUGGAAUUAUGGCUUCUAUCACAUGGCAAGUUCUCAUUGUAGCCAUUCCUUCCAUGUUUGCUGUUCAAUAUGCUCAGGUAGAUCAGAAUUAUAGUUUCUUGAUUUUCUUCAAUUUUGUUGAAGGAAAUCGACUUUGUGUGCCUUAUCAAACUAGGAUUAGUUCUAUGAUUUUAAUAGGAGAGAAGGUUCUAGAAUUCCUAGACCUAUUCGGAAUAGUUUUCCUUGUAUCAUUAGAAUAUGUACUUUAUAAUCCCUACAUAUAGGGCUCCUAUUAUCAAUAGUGGAACACACAAUUCUCUCAUCAAUCUCUCUCGAAUUCUCUCAUUCUAAAACACGUUAUCAGCACGAGCCCUAACUCAAAAGCAAAAGAAAACCAAAACCCAAAAAUCCGAAAACCUUCUAGCUUCACUACCGCAGCACCUAGCCCAGGCUAGCCUUGCCGUGACGCGCUAAAAGUAAGCGCGCAAUUUAACCCUGCAAAAUGUAGUUGUCAGUAUAGAAUAAGUAGGGAUCAUUCAAGCCGGGGAUUGAGGAUACACCUGUAAUUGCAAAAAAAAAUAAUAAUAAUUAUUAAUAAAAGUAAAAAGUAUUAUUUACAAAAAUAAAACAAAGAAUAAAGAUAUAUACAAGUAAACACAAAUAAGGGGGUUCUAAGAUUAUUAAAUCAAAAAUUAAAUAAAUAAAAUAAAGAAAAUGUAAAAACAUAUAUACAAGAGUGGAACGCAAGGAACAAAGAUCAAAACCACAAUCAUAUGCAUGAAAUCCAAUUACAAUUCCUAUAGUCGAUUUUCUAUGUCAUGAGAGAGAAGUUGACCAUGUGAAACGUUAAUAAGCAAACGAUUUCCCAUAUUUUACUUUCCUUGAAUAAUUGAUCUAAGUGAAAGCACCUAAAUCAAUCCUAUUGAACGUGCAAUCAUAGUCUAGAAAGCUAGCUAAUCAAGAACACAUUCAACGCAUGAAGAACAAAGAAAUGAUGUUAACCAAAGUGCACAACCUAGUAUGAAAAAGUUCAUCUAUUUGCAAUCCUCCUUAAUUGAUUUUGACUUUUGUCCAAAGCCUUUACUACUUAUGAUUUAGGGUCACAAAACUAUUAGGUGAAUUGUUAACCUAAAUCUAGCUCCAAUUACAUGCAUAUAUCCUAAGUUGGCCACCAAAGAACAUAAACAUGCAAAAGUUUUCUGUAAUCCAAAAUCAAUUAAGCAAUCUCACAUAAGCAACAUAUAAAAAUCACAACUUUAUUUCAAAACAUAUAAACGAGCUUUAAACUUUGCCCUUAACGUCAUGUUAACUAGAAUUCAUAACUCUACGAAUCAAACAAAGGAAAACAAAAGAAAGUACGAAAUACACCGUGAAAGAUGAAUGACGAAGCCUUGAGACGAAGAACUUGAAAAUCCUUGAAAGCAAGCAAUCUUCUAGGGAUGACACAAUGGUGGAUGGCGGCUAGGAUCUUGAUGUAUUGUAUAACUUCUUCUCCUCCUUGGUUGAGACGCAGAGCUUCUGAAGACUAGAGAAUGGAGAGAAUUUUUGGUGUGUAGAAUUAUGGGAGAAGUGGUGUGGUGAAUGCUCCUAUUUAUAGGAGGAUGGAAACUUGGUCUCCAAGUCUUCAUGAAUCUUCUAUUAAUUUCCUAGGAAUUAUCUACUCAUGCCACACAGCUUCAACCAAAUUAUCUGCUCAUGCCAAACUAAAUUAAAAUUGAUUAAGUAAAGGAAAUAACUAAGAAAAAUAUGAGGAAAUAAUUAUUAAAACGUUGCAUAAAAAUGCUCCUAUCAUGUCGAACGCCUGCUGCCCCUGUAGCACCGCCGUACGCCCUAGCCUGCCCUUGUAGCCCUCUCAGUCUUCCCUGCUGUGCCCGGCCAGCUUGGCCAUACUCUUGGCCGCACCUCACCUCGCACGAAACCUGGCCACAACUGCCACACACCUCCUCUACUCCAACUUGAACUGCUCUUGGCCUCAUCCUCAUCUAUCACACACCCGUGUGCUCCCCAAGGCCUUCCAUCCACACCAACUCGGCCUACGUCAUCUUCCAACUUCAAGGAUUCAAGAACUCAAGUUUUCAAGCUACGAAAUAACAAAAUUAUUAUCUAGCCUCUGCAAGGGAACUAAUAAGGAUCAAUGGAACAACCAAAGCUCAUGUCAUCAACCAUGCAGCUAAGACAUCACUUGGAGUCAUGACUAUAAGAGCUUUUAACAUGGUUGACAGGUUCUUCCAAAAUUACCUAAAGCUAGUUAACACAGAUGCAGGACUGUAUUUUCAUUCUAAUGAAGUCAUGGAGUGGUUAAUUAUAAGGCCAGAAGCACUUCAGAACUUGACACUUUUCACUGCUGCUUUUCUCCUUAUUUUACUUCCCAGGGUUAUGUUGCUCCAGGUAUUUAUUCAUGCAGUUGUCCAUUUUUCAUACCGAGGAAUUUGAAGGAGUAAGAGUUUUGCCUCCUUUCAGCAAUUGUAGAGCACAAAAGGCCACCAUCUUCAUGGCCUCAAAAGGGUAGGAUAGAGGUGUUUUCUCUGAAGGACAGAAGCUGCUUGGUAAUUGAAAGAACAACAUUACAUUUUCAUAAAUCGAGGUCAGCCAUAGAGAUUUCUACGGCAGUCCGGCUUCCUUGAGGAGUUGACUACUUGGUAAAUAGUACAUACACUACUAAGUUUCUAUGUGAAUUGUUGAUUGGAGAAUACAUUUGCUGCUAUCUUACACUUGCAGUGAAGCAAUAUUCAGUAUUCUGGGAGUACUUACCCCUCUGGAUUUUUGAUUCAGAACAUGAAUUGGGUUCUUAAAAUGCACUGAAGAAACUAGCGUUGAUGCUGUACACCUGCUCUUUCUCUUUGCUUUUUUCCUUAUAUUAGAAGCAUUUUUCUAGCCUACUAGCAUUCAUGUGUACUCUUAGAAAUCCCAGUAACUCUGUCGAUAAACGAGGCAUGGAUAGCAGUCUAUCUGAGCCUUUGUUGGCCCAAAAUUCAGCUGGGAAAACCCAACAAACAGAACUAGGCCAUGCGAGUUUCCUUAGCAAACUGAUAUUUUCUUGGAUUAAUCCUUUACUGAAAUUGGGUUUCUCAAAAACUUUAGCUCUCGAAGACAUCCCUUCUCUGGUUUCUGAAGAUAAAGCCAAUGUAGCAUACCAAAAGUUUGCUAAUGCAUUUGAAUCACUGUCAAGAGAGAAGAGCUCAAGCACUAUGAAGAACCUGGUUCUCAGAGCCAUAGCAAAAGUUUACAUGAAAGAAAAUAUAUGGUUAGUAUUUUGUGCAUUCCUCAAGACUAUUGCAGUUGUAGCUUCCCCUCUUAUACUCUAUGGUUUUGUAAGUUACUCAAACAGUGAGACGGAAAGCCUCUCUGAAGGCCUCAUGUUAGUAGGGUGUCUAAUUAUCGCCAAAGUUGUUGAAUCUCUGAGCGAGAGAUGCUGGUUCUUUGAGUCGAGAAGGUGUGGAAUGAGAAUAAGGUCAGCCUUAAUGGUGGCAGUUUAUCGAAAGCAGCUGAAGCUUUCUAGUUUGGGAAGGACAAGGCACUCAGCUGGAGAGAUUGUGAACUACAUAGCGGUGGAUGCUUAUCGAAUGGGUGAGUUCCUCUGGUGGUUCCAUUCAAUGUGGAGCCUUUCAUUGCAACUAUUGCUUUGCAUUGUUGUUCUUUAUGUGGUGGUAGGUGUUGGUGCUCUGCCUGGCUUAAUUCCUCUAAUUAUUUGUGGUCUCCUCAAUGUGCCAUUUGCAAAGGUACUACAGAAGCGUCAGUCCCAAAUCAUGGUAGCUCAAGAUGAGAGGCUUAGAGCCACUUCUGAGAUCCUAAAUAGUAUAAAAAUCAUUAAGUUGCAAUCAUGGGAAGAGAAGUUCAAGAACUCGAUUGAUUCCCUUCGCGAAAGAGAGUUCAAACCAUUGGCUGAGGCACAAGUACACAAGGCUUAUGGAACUGUUUUGUUCUGGAUGGCACCAACUAUCAUUUCUUCAGUUGUUUUUGUAGGAUGCAUUGUUUUCCAGAGUGCUCCUCUAAAUGCAAUUACCAUAUUUACGGUUCUAGCAGCCUUGAAGAGCAUGGGAGACCCUGUCCGAGUUAUACCAGAAGCUCUUUCAGUAAUGAUCCAAGUCAAGGUCUCAUUUGAUCGGCUUAAUGCUUUUUUGAUUGAUGAAGAGAUAAUGGAUAAUGAAAUAAGAGAACUCACAUCACAGAAUUCAGAUGACAUCUUAAAAGUAGAAAAAGGUAUGUUCAGCUGGAAUCCUGAAUCAAGAAUCCCAAAUCUGACAGAUGUGAAUUUAGAAGUACAAUGGGAGCAAAAAGUUGCAGUUUGUGGAUCAGUUGGUGCUGGAAAAUCAUCUCUUUUGCUUGCUAUUCUUGGAGAAAUUCCCAAAGUCUCUGGAAAUGUUGAUGUAUUUGGAACCAUUGCCUAUGUUUCUCAGACAUCUUGGAUACAAAGUGGGACAGUUCGCGAUAACAUACUUUAUAGGAGGCCAAUGGAGAAGUCUAAAUAUCAGGAGACCAUAAAAGCUUGUGCUUUGGAUAAAGAUAUUGAUAGCUUUCAGCACGGGGAUCUUACUGAAAUAGGGCAGAGGGGCAUUAACUUGAGCGGAGGACAGAAGCAAAGGAUUCAGCUAGCAAGAGCUGUCUAUAGUGAUGCUGAUAUCUAUCUACUUGAUGAUCCCUUUAGUGCAGUUGAUGCAACUACAGCUGCAAUUUUAUUUCAUGAUUGUGUCAAGGUUGCUUUAGCAAAGAAAACUGUGAUUCUGGUGACUCAUCAAGUUGAAUUUCUCUCAGAAGUUGAUAACAUCUUGGUAAUGGAGGGCGGAAGAAUUACUCAAUCCGGAAGCUAUGAGGGUCUCUUGACAAAAGGAACUGCAUUUGAGCAGCUUGUGAAUGCUCAUAGAGAUGCAGUAACAACAUUGGACAGCCCAAACUACCAAACCCAAGAAGAAUCUGAGAAGGAAGAUAUGAUCCAGCCAGAAGAGUCUCAAAGGACUAAUCUCACUGGUGAAACUGAAGGGGAUACUUCCAUGGCGGGCAUUCCUGGGGUUCAGCUAACAGAAGAAGAAGAGAAAGAGAUUGGUGAUGUUAGCUGGAAGUCCUGUUGGGAUUAUAUUUUUGUUUCCAAGGGAACACUUCUUCUAUUCUCAGGGAUAUUAUCACAGUUUUGUUUUUCUAUUUUUCUGGCUGCUUCAACUUAUUGGCUAGCUCUAGGCAUUAAGAUUCCUAAUAUAACCAGUGCUACACUGAUUGGAGUUUACACUGCAAUUUCUUCACUCUGUGCUGUCUUUGUAUUUCUAAGGUCAUAUUCUGCAGCCCAUAUGGGAUUAAAAGCUUCUAGAGCCUUUUUUGAAGGUUUCACCGAUGCUAUAUUUAAAGCUCCCAUGUUGUUCUUUGACUCAACCCCUGUUGGGAGGAUUUUAACACGAGCUUCAUCAGAUUUAAGUACUCUAGAUUUUGAGAUACCCUUCUCCAUUAUGUUUACUGUUUCGGCUGUUAUUCAACUGCUGACAACUAUUGCAGUUCUGGCUUCCGUGAUAUGGGAAGUUCUCAUUGUAGCUAUUCUCGCUACUGUUGCUGCACAAUACAUUCAGAGAUAUUGUCAAGCCUCUGCAAGGGAACUAACAAGAAUCAAUGGAACAACCAAAGCUCCUGUUAUGAAUUAUGCAGCUGAAACAUCACUCGGAGUGGUCACUAUAAGGGCUUUUAAAAUGGUCAACAGGUUCUUCGACGACUACCUAAAGCUAGUUGACACUGAUGCCAGACUGUUCUUUCAUUCUAAUGCAACCAGGGAGUGGUUAAUAUUAAGGACAGAAGCACUUCAGAAUUUGACCCUUUACGCCACUGGUUUUCUCCUUGUUUUACUUCCUAAGGGAUACAUUUCUUCAGGGCUUGUGGGGCUCUCUCUUUCUUACGCCUUAACACUCACAACAACACAAAUUUAUCUGACUCAAUGGUAUUGCAACUUAGCAAACAACAUAAUAUCAGUUGAAAGGAUAAAACAAUUCAUGCAGAUUUCACCAGAGCCACCUGCAAUUGUGGAGGACAAGAGGCCACCAUUUUCAUGGCCUCAAAAGGGUAGAAUAGAGCUGCAUUGUCUGGAGAUAAAAUAUCGUCCGAAUUCUCCACUAGUUCUCAAGGGGAUCACUUGCACAUUUCAAGAAGGGACUAGAAUAGGAGUUGUUGGAAGGACAGGAAGUGGAAAAAGUACACUCAUAAGUGCUUUGUUUCGUUUAGUAGAGCCGAGCAGUGGAAAAAUUAUUAUAGAUGGACUUGAUAUCUGUUCUGUUGGUCUAAAAGAUUUGAGAAUGAAGCUCAGCAUCAUCCCUCAAGAAACAACUCUUUUUAGGGGCACCAUCCGAACCAACUUGGAUCCUCUAGGCCUUUACUCGGACAAUGAAAUAUGGACGGCUUUAGAAAAGUGUCAGCUCAAGGCAACAGUCAGCAGCCUGCCUAAUCUGUUAGACUCAUCUGUGAGUGAUGAAGGGGAAAAUUGGAGCGCUGGGCAGCGCCAGUUGUUUUGCCUUGGAAGAGUGCUUCUCAAGAGGAACAGAAUUCUAGUUCUAGAUGAGGCUACUGCUUCCAUCGACUCUGCAACAGAUGCCACUCUACAAAGAAUCAUCAGGCAGGAAUUUGCAGAAUGCACUGUGAUAAUUGUAGCUCAUAGAGUCCCAACAGUCAUAGACAGUGACAAAGUUAUGGUCCUCUCUGAUGGGAAGCUGGUGGAGUAUGAAGAACCUUCAAAGCUAUUGGAUACCAACUCCUACUUCUCCAAGCUUGUAGCUGAAUAUUGGUCCAGUAGCAAGACAAACUGAUAAUUGCCCAACCUGCGUGUCUACAACCAUUGAUAUCCAUCUGCUUCAUUUUCCAUUAUUUUGCACAAUUUUUGGUAAUUGACUAAUUGUGAGGUUAAGACUUGAGAGUGCUCUGUCUCUUAUUUCCGGCCAUGUUUUCUUUUGAUUUUUAUCAGUAAAACCUACUUUCUGGUAACUAUAUAUACGGAAUUAUGGCCUGAUGGGGUCUUCA